AUGAGUAAUAUAGACACAUUUUUCAAUCUUGCGGGCAAUGUACUUUACGUGGAAAAUGGGUACAUAACAUGGUAUCCAAUAUUUAAUGCUCUUCAAUAUGUAUCACAACUUUUUCCGUUUCCAGAAAGCGCAAAAAUCAAGGUUAGAGCAAUAGAAAUUUUGAAUAAAUUUCUUAAAGAUACAUCACAUAUAAAUGUUUCCGAGAAUAGCAUUGAUACUCAAUUAUAUCACGAAACGUUAAAAUGGACAUGUAUUCUUAAUAGUUCAAAGUGCAACAAACACCUUACUGAUAUAUUAGAGUGGCAUUUACAAAAUCCUGCACAUAACAAAUUGUUGGUAAGUUGGCAGAAAUGGAUAUAUUGCCAAAGUGUGACAUUAGGAAUUAUAAAUGAUUACAUGUUGUUCUUUACAAUACAAGACAUUUACUUGUUACAAGAAAAGCAAAAUCACUUUUAUCACCUUUUAUCUUGUCGUGGACACAAUUAUAGAUUAGAAGUGCGUUAUGCACAAGAACAUACUUUAGGAAAAGAAAGUGAUUUUGUUAGCAUUCUUUUCCAUAUUGUUGCAAGGCACGUAAAAAGAUUUUCUUCACUGGAUAGUAUACUAAGCCAAAUACAAAAUAAAUUUCCAAGACCGGUUGGCCUACUUGCAGUUGUGAAUUUUAGUAUUAACCACAUAUAUUCAGAUGAAGAUCUCGAAACGAUUACUAAGACUGUACUACUAUUGGUUACAACUUUGAUUAACAGAUAUAAUCUAGAAACGCCAUUAUUUAUACACGACGUCAUUAUGAAGAAAAUGAUGAAGCGUCGAACGAUUAUACGAAUGAAGAAAAUACACAUUCGGGACGUACCUCAUUAUUUACUACACUAUUAA
Messenger RNA from Pseudomyrmex gracilis, 873 nucleotides. RefSeq lists its product as uncharacterized. The transcript has 6 exons. Bases 1 to 873 code for a protein of 290 amino acids. The record is from RefSeq and is a predicted model, not a curated record. NCBI's taxonomy places the organism in Eukaryota, Metazoa, Arthropoda, Insecta, Hymenoptera, Formicidae.